Molecule: messenger RNA, 910 nt
Organism: Eruca vesicaria subsp. sativa (arugula)
Lineage: Eukaryota; Viridiplantae; Streptophyta; Magnoliopsida; Brassicales; Brassicaceae
Source: the annotation of a GenBank genome assembly
AUGGAGGGAAUACAGAAUCCUGUUAUACCACGCAGCGUCGAAGAUGUGUUUGGCGACUUUAGAGGUCGAAGAGCUGGUCUCCUCAAGGCUCUCUCUACAGAUGUAAGGAAGUUUUACCAUGAGUGUGACCCUGACAAGGAAAACUUGUGUCUUUAUGGACUUCCAAAUGAGACAUGGGAAGUGAAUCUUCCUGUCGACGAGGUCCCUCCUGAGCUUCCUGAACCAGCUCUAGGCAUUAACUUUGCAAGGGACGGGAUGCCUGAAAAAGAUUGGAUAUCUUUGGUUGCUGUUCACAGUGACUCAUGGCUCAUCUCUGUUGCCUUCUACUUUGGCGCACGUUUCGGAUUUGGGAAGACUGAGAGGAAGAGACUCUUCCAGAUGAUAAAUGAUUGCCCUACCAUCUUCGAGGUUAUAAAUGGCAAUGCAAAGCAAUACAAGGAUCAAUCUGCUAACCAAAACAGUAGCAGAACCAAGUCUAGUGGUGUCAAGCCUCGACAAUCUGAAUCUCAGACUAAGGCGUCAAAGAUGUCGCCACCACCAGGAGAAGAUGAUGAGAGUGGAGCUGAUGAGGAAGAUGAUGAACAAGGUGCGGUUUGUGGUGUGUGUGGAGACAACCAUGAUGAUUUCUGGAUAUGUUGCGAUGCUUGUGAGAAAUGGUUCCAUGGAAAAUGCGUGAAGAUCACACCUGCAAAGGCUGAGCACAUCAAACAUUACAAAUGCCCUAGUUGCACUACUAACAAGAAAAUCAGAGCUUGAGAGCUGAUGAUAGUUAUUGAACAAAUAGACAGAACCAAGAAGGCUUUUGAUUGUGUAAUCUUAAAUGGGAUUGAGACAGCUUUACAGUUAGUAAUCUCUUUUUUUUUUUUUUUGCUGUUAAUGUCCAAAUACUAAUUUGUCUUAUGUUUCUGAG